AUGCACAGAAGCCAGACAGAAAAUGGUGAGGAAAGAAAGUCAAUUGUUAGCGAUGAUGACAUCCAGCCCAACAUGCAUGCCAAGGGUGAUAAGGGUCACCAAUGCCUGGGUGGUACUCAGAAGAAUUUUAGAGAAAGAGAAACAAGCUGGUGGAUGAAUCAAUCGAUGACCAGCAAUCAUGCAUACUACGAGCAGCAAAUGGCAUGCUGGGAAUGGAAUGACAGGAAUCUAUCAGCAAUGGGUCACACACUCCAAGACCACUCACAUCAGUACAGGAGCAAGCCAAUGAAGCAGAGGUGCCAGCAGCCUCUGAAUGUCAUGAUGGGUCACAGAAGAAGAAAAGGGACGAAGUUCACGACAUACUUUAUGGUGCCCUAUGUAGUGACCUUGCUGAUUGCAGAUGAUUACAGUCCCACAACAGUUGUCAAGGCGCACAAGAUCAUGGUUGCAAGUAGUGAUGCAGGUUCCCUCAUCCACCCCACAAAUGAUGAUGAUACAGAGUUGGAGGAGAUAUUUCAUAGAAACAUUGUUGCCUUUCGACUAAAGCAACUGGAGCUCCUGACACAUGAAGCAACAAGUGAUACCUGGGAUGCCACUCAGGCUCUGCUGGAACUCCAAGGGCAAAUGCAGAAGGCAUCUCCUAUUCCAUCAUCCUAUGAUGAUUCCAAUCAAGCUGCCAACAAGUUACAUUCAGAGCAGGCAAAGGUCCAGCAGCAUGCCCCAAAUGCAAGCAUAGGUCAAACUGCUGGACUUGUCACAUCAGAACAUGCUAAGCUAACUUAUUUGGACACUUUCAAGACCGUUUACACACUUUCAUCAGAACUCAACACCACCUCACACCUCUUGGACUUCUACACACCCAGCUAUGUGUAUUGUUGA
This is a messenger RNA of Pisolithus orientalis, 879 nucleotides long. RefSeq lists its product as uncharacterized. The transcript has 9 exons. NCBI's taxonomy places the organism in Eukaryota, Fungi, Basidiomycota, Agaricomycetes, Boletales, Pisolithaceae. The record is from RefSeq and is a predicted model, not a curated record. Bases 1 to 879 code for a protein of 292 amino acids.